GGCGGAGAGGGGGAGGAGGAGGAGGAGGCUGGACGGCCAAGAUGGCGGCGCCCUGUAGGCUGGAAGAGCUGUGAGAGAUUGAUGUUUGCUCCUUCCCUGUGUCUUCCAAGGAUGGGGUCAUGGUGUGAUCAUGAAAGUCUCCAGGUUGACAACACUGGAAACUGAAGGCCCAAUUAUCUACAGAACAGUUUGGUAGUGACAUCAAUGAAGGACCUGGGAGGGUCUUAAUGUGCAUAGUGAAACUAGCAUGAACACAAGAAUCUACAAUGACACAGCAAGCAAAUAUUGGCGAUCUGCUCUGCAUGCUGGAUUCUCCAGUUCUCAGUGUCCAAGAUGACAUAACAACUGUCUUUAAGGGUAACCUCAAUUCUGACCGUGGACCUAUGCUUGUAAACACAUUGGUGGAUUACUACCUAGAAACCAAUUCUCAACAAGCACUGCACAUCCUGACCACAUUGCAAGAGCCUCAUGAUAAGCAUCUUUUGGACAAAGUUAAUGAACAUAUGGGCAAAACUGCUACCCGCCUACCCAUGCUCUCACUGUUGGGGCAUGUGAUUAGACUUCAGCCAUCUUGGAAGCAUAAACUAUCUCAAGCACCUCUCUUGCCUUCGUUGCUUAAAUUUCUCAAGACCGAUACAGAUGUCAUAGUUCUCACAACAGGAGUAUUAGUGUUAAUAACCAUGCUGCCAAUGAUUCCACAGUCGGGCAAACAGUACCUUCAUGAUUUCUUUGACAUUUUUGGCCGUCUUUCAUCGUGGUGCCUAAAGAAUCCAGGUCAUGUAACAGAAAUCUAUCUCGUCCAUCUCCACGCCAGUGUUUAUGCUCUCUUUCACCGCCUUUAUGGGAUGUACCCCUGCAACUUUGUCUCGUUUCUACGCUCUCAUUACAGUAUGAAGGAAAACUUGGAGACCUUUGAAGAAGUGGUAAAGCCAAUGAUGGAACAUGUGCGAAUUCAUCCAGAAUUAGUGACUGGAUCCAAGGACCAUGAACUGGACCCGCGCAGGUGGAAGAGAUUAGAAACCCAUGACGUUGUGAUAGAAUGUGCCAAAAUCUCCCUGGAUCCUACAGAAGCCUCAUACGAAGAUGGCUAUUCCUCUGUUUCUCAGCAAGUCUCAGUGCGCUUUGCCCCUCGUCAGGUUGAUGCUACCACCAGCCCUUUUGCUGACCCACUGAAUAGCUUUGGGAGUGCUACUUCUACCCCUUAUUCCACUCAGAUGAUGUCACUAAACAUGCCAGGGCAGCUACCUCAGGUUCUGAGUUCCCCAUUGACAUGGCUGUCAACUGAGCCACCACAGGCUACCAUGUGGAGCCCCUCUGCAGUUUGUGGUAUGACCACUCCACCAACCUCCCCUGGAAAUCUCCCAUCUGAAUUGUCGCAUCCUUUUAGCAAGGUCUUUGGUACAUCUGCAGGUGGGAAAGGAACUCCUCUGGGAACACCAGCAACCUCCCCUCCUCCACUCUGCAUUUCAGAUGACUAUGCGCCCGUUUCACUCCCUCAAGCUACAGCCACACCCCCCAAGAAGGAGGAUAGACCAGAUUCUGGGAGGCCAUUACUACACAGGCAGCCAAAUCUCUCUCAUGAGAAAUUGGAAGAAGCAUCUGGCAGUAAAGGUUCUGUAACUUUAAGUGAUCUUCCAGGGUUUUUAGGUCAUCUGGAAUCUGAAGAAGAUAGCAUUGAGAAAGAUAGAGAAGAAGGAAAAAAAGAAGGGCGUUUUAUUCCAGGUUACACUGAGCAGGCUGGUCCUGUACCAGCUGCAAUAUCGAAAGAGCUCUCCGAGAUCACUACCGCAGACACUGAGCCCGUGGUACCUCGAGGAGGAUUUGACUCUCCUUUCUACCGCGACAGCCUUUCAGGUUCUCAGAGGAAGUCCCAUUCGGCCCCCUCUAGUGCUCAAGGACCCAACGUGAGCACCGAAUCCCUAACCUCUUCCUUGGACAAGCUUGGACCCGACACCCCUAAGCAAGCAUUUACCCCCAUAGACAGACCCUGCGGCGGUGUCGACGACAGCCCUGCUGGUAACAGGGAAAGCCAGGCUGCCGUGGAGACCAGUAUCCUCACUCCCAGCCCUUGUAAAAUCCCCUCUCAGAGAAGAGUAGGCUUUGAGAGUAGGCACCUCCCCCAGUAUGAUUACCUUUUUGAGAUGGCCCUGCCAAAGACUGCCUACCAGUUUGUCAGCAAGAAGACCGAAGAGCUAUUAAAGAAGGCGAAGAGCAGCCCGGAAGAAGAUCGCGUGCCCUCCACCUCCCCGGUGGAAGUGCUGGAUAGGCUGAUACAACAAGGAGCGGAUGCACAUACCAAGGAGCUUAACAAGUUGUCUUUACCAAGUAAAUCUGUUGACUGGACCCAUUUUGGAGGUUCUCCCCCCUCAGAUGAGAUUCACACCCUACGGAACCAGCUGCUCUUGCUGCACAACCAGCUACUGUAUGAACGUUUCAAGAGGCAACAGCACGCUCUGCGGAAUAGGCGGCUUCUGCGGAAAGUGAUCAAAGCCACGGCCCUGGAGGAGCACAAUGCUGCUAUGAAAGACCAGCUGAAACUGCAGGAGAAGGAUAUCCAGGUGUGGAAGGCCAGUCUGCAGAAAGAACAAGUCAGGUACAAUCAGCUUCAGGAAGAACGUGAUACUGUUGUGACCCAGCUCCACAGCCAGAUCCGCCAGCUACAACAGGACCGGGAGGAAUUCUACAACCAGAGCCAGGAAUUGAAGACCAAGCUGGAGGACUGCCGGAGCAUGAUUGCGGAGCUCAGGUUAGAACUGAAGAAAGCCAAUAAUAAGGUCUGUCACACGGAACUGCAGCUCAGCCAGGUCUCUCAGAAGCUCUCAAAUAGUGAGUCAGUCCAGCAACAGAUGGAGUUCUUGAAUAGGCAGCUGCUAGUUCUUGGGGAGGUCAACGAGCUGUACUUGGAGCAACUGCAGAAUAAGCACGCAGACACCACAAAGGAAGUGGAAAUGAUGAAGGCUUCUUAUCGAAAAGAACUGGAGAAAAGCAGAAACUAUGUUCUCCAGCACAGCCAGCGGCUUGAUACUUACCAGAAACGGGUGGUGGAACUGGAAUCUCAACUGGCCAAGAAAGAUCAUCUUCUUUUGGAACAGAAGAAAUAUUUAGAGGACGUCAAACUCCAGGCAAGAGGCCAGCUGCAGGCAGCCGAGAGCAGGUACGAAGCCCAGAAGAGAAUUACCCAAGCGUUUGAAGUGGAGAUUUUAGACUUGUAUGGCCAACUGGAGAAGGAUGGUCUGCUGAAGAAAAUCGAAGAGGAGAAAACGGAAGCAGCUGAAGCGGCAGAAGAAAGGCUCGAUUGCUGUUGCAAGGACGGCUGCCCCGAUCCCGCGGCGGGAUUCAGCGACGAGGCAGCGGGCCGAAACGGCGAGCCCAAGUUCCCCAGGCCCGUUAACACCCGGGGCGGCGGGGGCAGCCGAGGAGGAGCCAGCGGGGGGGGCAGCAGCAGCAGCAGCAGCGAGCUCUCCAGCCCCGAGAAGACCCCGGGCCAGAGGGUGGGCUUGUUCGUCGGCCGCAGGGAGACCACCCCCUUCGAGCCCUCCACCAGCAUCCCAGUGACUGUCGGCUCGCUCCCCAGCUCCAAGAGCUUCCUGGGCAUGAAGGCUCGCGAGCUGUUCCGUAACAAGAGCGAGAGCCAGUGCGACGAGGACGGCGGAACCGUGCCCGGCCUUUCUGAUGCACUAAAGACCGAACCGGGCGGAGACCCGAGCGUGGAAGCUAAGGUGACCCCAGGCCCGGACCACCCUCAUCCCUCUCCCAAGAACCAGGAAAGUGUUGGACAGCUGCAUAUCAUGGACUACAAUGAGACGCAUCAUGAACACAGUUAAAAGGGACGAGAGUCAAUCAGUGUUAAACUUUCAGAUUUUUGGCAUAGAGCAGGAGGCGUGACUACCGAGUUUAACUAAAAGCUUUCAUAUUUCCAGGGUCUGAGUGGCUAACCCAUACAGUGGAAAUGGAACUGAGGUUCUUCUGUCGAGUGAGUGAAAGCAGAACGGUUUUUGGAGCUGGCAGUGCGAUGCCCAUUUUUACCCUCUCCUCAAAAUCCAUCCUUUUUCCAGACUAGCGGCGUGUACUAAUCCGUGAGACAGUUUUGC
Messenger RNA from Ornithorhynchus anatinus (platypus), 4091 nucleotides. RefSeq names its product TSC complex subunit 1 (gene TSC1). The coding region runs from base 267 to 3824 and encodes 1185 amino acids. Gene Ontology annotation, cellular component: TSC1-TSC2 complex. The record is from RefSeq and is a predicted model, not a curated record. Gene Ontology annotation, biological process: negative regulation of TOR signaling; negative regulation of cell population proliferation; regulation of cell cycle. The transcript has 25 exons. Lineage: Eukaryota; Metazoa; Chordata; Mammalia; Monotremata; Ornithorhynchidae.